AUGGUAAUUGAAGAAAGGGUGGAAAUGCUUGGCUUGCGACGUGUUGGAUGGAUCUUCACAGAUUGUUGGACAGCUUAUAGUGCUGAAGAAACUGUACAUUAUACAAAGCACAAGGAUUCCUUCUUCCUAUCAGCUGAGGAUACUCGAUGGAUCGUCACUAUGGAUCCAAAAUUGGCUUAUGUUCGAGAAACACCAUUAUCCGAAGAAAAUUAUAUAACUGAUGUUCAAUUUUCGAUGAAAAAUGAGUAUGGAGCCGAGGUUAUGAAGCACGGACGACCACUUCCAGUUGAAUAUUUGCUGGUGGAUGUUCCUGCCGGAAUGCCAAAAGAGCCUCACUACACGUUCCACGUUGGCACAUCUAAUAAAUCGAAGAGUGCCAAAUUUAAUGUUGAAAAUCGACAAGCAAUUGGACAACUUCAAGGAUGUGCAAAUUUGAUUCAAUACUCAUCCGAA
Molecule: messenger RNA, 453 nt
Organism: Caenorhabditis elegans
Lineage: Eukaryota; Metazoa; Nematoda; Chromadorea; Rhabditida; Rhabditidae
Source: the annotation of a RefSeq genome assembly